UGCAGACAAGGGAACAUGGCCUCAGAGAUCCACAUGUCAGGCCCAGAGUGCCUCAUCGAGAACACUAAUGGGCGACUGUUGGUUAAUCCGAAAGCUCUGAAGAUCCUGUCUGCCAUUCAGCAGCCCGUUGUGGUGGUGGCUAUCGUGGGCCUCUACCGCACCGGCAAAUCCUACCUGAUGAACAAGCUGGCUGGGAAGAACAAGGGUUUUUCUCUGGGCUCCACGGUACAAUCUCACACGAAGGGCAUCUGGAUGUGGUGUUUGCCUCAUCCCAAGAAGCCAGAACAUACUCUAGUUCUGCUUGAUACUGAGGGCCUGGGGGAUGUGGAGAAGGGUGACAACCAGAAUGACUCCUGGAUCUUUGCCCUAGCAAUACUCCUGAGCAGCACUUUUGUGUACAAUAGUAUGGGAACCAUCAACCAGCAGGCCAUGGACCAACUUCACUAUGUGACGGAGCUCACAGAUAGAAUCAGGGCAAAAGCCUCACCUGAAGUGGAUGGGGUUGAGGAUUCAGCUGACUUUGUGAGCUUCUUUCCAGACUUUGUAUGGACACUGAGGGAUUUCUCCCUAGACUUGGAGGCAGAUGGACAAUCCAUCACAGCAGACGAGUACCUGGAGAGUUCACUCAAGCUUAAGAAAGGUACCAGUCAAAAAGAUAAAAAUUUUAAUCUGCCUCGACUCUGUAUCCGGAAGUUCUUCCCAAAGAAGAAAUGCUUUAUCUUCGAUCGGCCCACUAAUAGGAAGAAACUGGGCCAGCUUGAGAAACUGUGUGAUGAUGAGCUGGACUCCGAAUUUGUGCAACAAGCUGCAGUCUUCUGUUCCUACAUCUUUAGAAAUUCCAAAACUAAAACCCUUUCAGGAGGCAUCAAGGUCAAUGGACCUCGUCUAGAGACCCUGGUGCAGACCUAUGUCAGUGCCAUCAAUAGCGGGGAUCUGCCCUGCAUGGAGAAUGCAGUCCUGGCCUUGGCCGAGAUCGAGAACGCAGCUGCAGUGAAAAAGGCCAUUGCCCACUAUGACCAGCAGAUGGGCCAGAAGCUGCAGCUGCCCACGGAAACCCUCCAGGAGCUGCUGGACCUGCACAGGACUAUAGAGAAGGAGGCCAUUGAAGUCUUCAUGAGGAGGUCCUUGAAAGAUAUAGACCAUUUAUUUCAAAAGGAAUUAGCGGCCCAGCUAGACAAAAAGCGAGAUGACUUUUGUAACAAGAAUCUUAAAGCAUCAUCAGAUCAUUGCUCAGCUUUACUUAAGGAUAUUUUCAGUCCUCUAGAAGAAGGUGUGAAAGAGGGGAUUUAUUCUAAACCAGGAGGCUAUCGCCUCUUCAUUGAAAAGAUACAAGAGCUGAAGAAAAAGUAUCUUCAGGAGCCCAGGAAGGGAAUACAGGCUGAAGAAAUUCUUCAGGAAUAUUUGAAGUCCAAGGAGUCUGUGAGUGGUGCAAUUCUACAGACAGACCAGACUCUCUCAGAACAGGAAAAGUUGAUUGAAGUGGAACGUGUGAAAGCUGAAUCUGCACAGGCUGCAGCAAAAAUGCUGGAGGAAAUGCAAAUAAAGAAUCAGCAGAUGAUGGAACAGAAAGAAAAGAGUUAUCAGGAGCAUGUGAAACAACUGACUAACAAGAUGGAGAGGGAUAGGGCCCAGUUGCUGGAAGAGCAAGAGAAAACUCUCUCUCUCAAACUUCAGGAACAGGCCCGACUACUACAGGAAGGAUUCCAAGAAGAGAACAGACGACUUCAUAAUGAAAUACAGAAUCUCCAGAAGAAGAUGAACAAACCAAGGCAGCAAUGUUGCCUAAGCUAA
Molecule: messenger RNA, 1791 nt
Organism: Eubalaena glacialis (North Atlantic right whale)
Lineage: Eukaryota; Metazoa; Chordata; Mammalia; Artiodactyla; Balaenidae
Product: guanylate-binding protein 1-like
Exons: 10
Coding region: 16-1791 (591 amino acids)
Molecular function (GO): GTP binding; GTPase activity
Source: RefSeq, a predicted model, not a curated record